AUGGGCCGGCCCGCGGGACGCCCCGAGCGCUUGUGCCGGGGGCUGCUGGCGCUGCUGCUGGCGCUGGGCCGCCUGGCGCCGCCGCUGCUGGCCAAGAGCCUGGAGCCGGUCUCCUGGAGCGCCGCCAACACCAACUGCCUCCGUCCCGGGGAGAAAAUAGCGCCGCCGAAAAUAGCUCCUGCGUGGAGGCCGCCCGGCCGCCUUUCCCCGCCGACCCUCGCCCGGGCGGCUGCGAAGAGUUCCCGGGCGGCGGCGGCGGCGGCGGCCUCCGUGCCUUUGGAGCGCGGACCGGGCGGGGGCCCGAGCGUGCCCCCCUCGCCGGCCGUCUCCUGGGAAGAGCGGCCGGCAAGUCCCUGCCCUGAAAGGAGGUGGAAGCGCCUCUCGGUUCCCGGGAGCUGCGCGGCAUCCCCUCCGCAGACUUUCCGCUGGGAUUCCGCUCUCGGGGAGGAGGCCACGUCCAAUGGGUCCCUCGAGGGCUUGGAGAACAGAGAAGGCGGAGUGUGCCAAACACGCUCCAUGAAGAUCAUCAUGAAAGUGGGACAGGAUCCCAAUGCGGUGAUGCCAGAGCAGCUGACCACAAGCCAGCCCACCAAGGAUUCAGGCAGCGCGGGGAACGUCGCCACGCAAAGCCCCCAUCACAGAUUCCCCCCUGUGGUGGAGGUCCCAGGGAAGCCAGACCCUGUUAACCAAGAUGGCCAGGAUACCCAAAGACCUACCGACGGAUUCUUCAGCUCCAAGGUGGCCGUGUUUGCUGCGAUCGGGGCUGGCUGUGUCAUUUUCAUCCUCAUCCUCAUCUUCCUCAUCGUCCUUCUCAUCAAGAUCCGAAAACGGCACCGGAAGCACACGCAGCAGCGGGCGGCAGCCCUGUCACUCAGCACCCUGGCCAGCCCCAAGAGCAGCGGCAACGCCGGCUCCGAGCCCAGCGACAUCAUCAUCCCUUUGCGGACUACGGAGAACAACUACUGCCCUCAUUACGAGAAAGUCAGCGGAGACUACGGGCACCCGGUCUACAUUGUCCAGGAGAUGCCCCCGCAGAGCCCGGCUAACAUUUAUUACAAGGUUUGAGGACAAACCUUGCUGCCCCACUGCGAAGCCCUCCGGGUGCCAGGGGAGAAGAGGAGGAGGGCCUGCCUGCCCCCUCGAGCACUUCCCUCCCUCGAUUAGCAUUUAGCCUUGUAGUUUGAAGCUUUUCAGACCCAGGAUUUGAGGGUGUGUGUGUGGGGGUGUCCUCUUGUCCCACCUUCUGCUCCCAGCCUGCUUUGUGGCCCUCACUUGGGCUCUGUGCCUUUCUCGCUCUUGAACCCACCCGGGAAACCCCAAGAUGGCCACCGCCACAUUUUGGGGGCAGAUUUUCUGGCUCCUUGUUGCCAUUUUGUUCGGGGGGGGGGGGCAUUGUUGGGAGGGAAGCCACACCCAGCCUGGCACCCCAAAGGAGGGAGGGCAUGCCAGUCCCCGCGGGGCAGAGCUUUGGGACGUGCUGAGAAAGGAGUCUACCUAGCCCCAUCUUUUAUAUAUAUAUAUAUACAUAUAUAUAUAUAUAUAUAUAAUUCUAAAGUAUUUUUUGUAACUUUUUAAAAAAUGGUGAAAGAUUGGACUUGUGAGCUGCCUCCUGCAGUUUCCCAGCACAAGCUCAUCUGCGGUCCUUCCCUGUCCCUCCGUCCCCCGUCCUGCCUCGGGCCUCAUCCACCCAUCAUCCCACUGGACACUCAUCUCCUCAUGCUCCGUGUCUGCUGUGAGAAAGGCGCACCUUUCUUCGUUUUGGUUUCUUUUUGCUAAUUUAUGAAACAAAUUUU
Messenger RNA from Notechis scutatus (mainland tiger snake), 1793 nucleotides. Lineage: Eukaryota; Metazoa; Chordata; Lepidosauria; Squamata; Elapidae. The record is from RefSeq and is a predicted model, not a curated record.